Molecule: messenger RNA, 771 nt
Organism: Coffea arabica (coffee)
Lineage: Eukaryota; Viridiplantae; Streptophyta; Magnoliopsida; Gentianales; Rubiaceae
Molecular function (GO): nucleic acid binding; RNA-DNA hybrid ribonuclease activity
Source: RefSeq, a predicted model, not a curated record
AUGUACGUUAAAUAUCCACUUAUCAAUCAUACUCUCCCGAGCAUACUUUGUUGGCACAUUUGGAAGGCUAGGAAUAGAGCAGUUUUUGAGGGCAUUCAACUGCAUCCUCCUUCUAUUUGCCAAGAUAUUUUUUUGGAGACCAAAUUACUUCUUGAAGGGCAGUUCAAGCAACAUGUUGGGGCUCGAUCAUUCUUGCAGUUGUGUGAUUGGUCGUCUCAGUCGGAGCGGCGUUUCGAGCUCAAACUUGUUUGUUGGGAGCCAGCUGCAAUGGGAGCACUUACCCUGAACACGGAUGGCUGCUCCAAGGGUAAUCCUGGGCCAUGUGGUGGCGGAGGAGUGCUACGGGAUCCAUCGGGACACCCCAUGGUAGGGUUCUCGGCUUUUUUUGGAGUGACAUCUAGCGUCCAGGCAGAAACGCUGGCACUUCUAACGGGGCUUCAGAUAUAUGCUCAAAAGGGGUUCAUGAAUGUUAGCAUUCAACUGGAUUUUCUAGUUUUGGUGGGGAUUCUUCAACUCCAGCUUCACUGUCAUUGGCAUAUCCGCUGGGAGGUCCAGCAAAUAUGGAAGCUGGCAGGAGAUCCGUCGAGACUUGUCCAUUGUUUCAGAAAGGCAAAUAAUGUGACAGAUAUUCUGGCUAAUGUUGAGGUAGCACACCCCCACCAUGUUGUUAAGCUCUAUGAGCAUUGGAAUGAAUGGCUGAGGCUGGCUCGUGGAGGAAUUAGCCUAGAUAGCAUGAGAGCUCCUUCUGUUAGGAGGGUGCGAACCCCUUAA